CUGUGCGGGAGGCAAAGCAGCACUUCUCCAUUUGCACAGUGUUUUGCAAGGCAAGAGAGCCUCCCCUGCUGCUCCUUUGCUUUCCUUUGAACGCUCGGGCCUUUCAAAGGGAGGUCGGCGGCGUCACGGAGUUACUGGCCUUGAGUCAGGUUCUCUUGCAAAAUCAUGUAAAAAACAAAAACCCAAAAAAGAGCAAACGGUCAAGCGGGACCUGUCCCUGUUCCCACCAGGGGCUCUGGGGAAGCAGCCCCGAUUCCUAGGGAUCCCUGCUGGAGGACGGAAGGUCCGACAGGAGUCCAGCUAUUGAGGCAACCCCGCUUGGAUUUGAACAAUAUGGAUGUCCCAUAUUGUGCCUGUUGGUGGCCAAACAGGGAAAUGAUGGAGAUUGCUUUUAAAAGACCCGUAUUUCUCGGCCUACUGAAAACCAGACUGGAACCCUAGUUGCCCCUGUGCCAGUUUUCACGGUCCAAUGCUAGAAUGGAGUACCCCGGACGCUCCAGUACCUCCGACGUGAUGGAUGUGUCAUCUGAUGACAGAACAAAGGAAGCGAGCUCGGACCCGGGAGAGGCCUUGAAACAGACUUGGGAUCCGCUUGCAUUUUCUGGAGCCUGCCGGGGUGAAGAUGCCGUUCCCCCUCCUUCUUUGGGUCUUGUACAGGACAGAUUGGGGGGUGUUCUCUGCAGAAGGGAAACCCCCUCUGAGAAAUCCAUUCCAGUGUUAAUGCAGAAUAAUCUUGAACUGCUGCACCCUGAACUGGGCUUGGACUUCUCUGAGAGAUCUGGCCAGCCUUUCGAGACAAUAAAAAACUUGAAAACUCAGGAUACACGUAAUAAUGACGCUACCCAGUCUGUUUUUUGGGCUGGUAUCCUGCAAGCUCAGUUGUGUGUCUUAGAUCUUCAGGAGGAGUUGGAUAAGCAGGAAGAAUCUCUGCAGGCUCACAGUGUGAAUUCUGAAUCCCUGGACUCAGCUACCAUCAACAAUCCUUCCCUCCUGGCAAGUGAUAGUGAGGAGGAGCCAGAAGAGAAUUUAGAGAAACAGGAGGAGGAAGGAAGUGAGGAGGAGGAGGAGGAAGAGGAGGAGGAGGUUGAAUACUUAUUUUUCAAUAAUCCCCUCUUUCAGGAAAGUCCUCACUUAACCAGAACUUUUGAAGGACAAGUUCCAUGGUCACAAUCGGAAGAAGAAACGUCCACUGAGAAUUACAAGAAAGAUGGCAAAAGUGAAGUGGGCUCUGGAAACCAUCACGGUGACUUGUUUUCCCAGGCCAAGGUGGCAAUAAGCCCUGUGGGCAGGCGUUAUUUUUCUUCAUGUGGUCCAGAUGCUAACGAGGACACAUCCACCUGUUCUUUUCCAAGUUACGUGCCCCAUUAUCGUUCCUUGUCCCCACUGAUAAUUACAGAAAGAGAUCUUGAAAUCACCUGCUCUUGGGAUGAGAAUUCAGAGGCGGAGGGCUGUUUCCUGGAUCCCCUCCAAGGGGACGUUCUGGAAAGCAUCACUCCAGAGCCGCCUCCACCUGGGUAUCUGCCGGCAGAAGGCCUGCUGUUCUCCACCUCCGGCCCUUCCCUGAUGUCUCCUUUGCUGCAAGAGUCCACGCAGAGCUGCCCCGCUGCCAGGCCUGCGUCUCCAGGGACGAGGGGCUGCGUCCCUUCCAGCGUCCAGGUCCCCUCGGCUCCUGCUGCAGGGCAGAGUCUGCAGCAAGAGAGGUUGGAGCCACGAGCCUCGCCCCGCGGCCACCCUCCUUCGCCUCCCCGCACCUGGCUAGAGGAGCCUGAAAGAACUUCCUCCCCGCAGAAGGACGUCAGCGGAGCAGAUGUGCUCCCCAGCCCGCUCUGUGGUGCAGAGCGGAAGCCGCCGAGCUCAGUCGAGAGAUGCAGCAUGGUGGAGCUGCCAGCUAUGCAAAGCGACGGGAGGCCGAAAGGCAGAGGAGAAGAGCCGGCAUUGCACUGCCAUGAAGAAGCUGGAGGGGAGUUUGGCGGAACGGGGCAGAGCCCGCCUGCCAAGGUCUCCGCAGAAGCCAAUGGCAGCCUGCUCCUGGCAAACGGCACCUCGGGAGACCUGGCCGCAGCCCAGAGGCUGGCAGCUCGCCUCUACCACCUGGACGGCUUCAGGAAAUCUCAGGUGGCUGCCUUUCUCCAGAAGAACAACCCCUUCAGCCAGAUGGUCGCUGAGGCCUACCUCUCCUUCUUCCACUUCUCUGCCAAAACUCUGGAUCAGGCCCUGAGGUCCUUCCUGAAGUCCUUUGUGCUCACCGGGGAGACUCAGGAGCGGGAGCGGAUCCUGAUGCAUUUCUCUCAGCGCUACCAUUGCUGCAAUCCAGAGGCCUCGCUGAGUCCAGAUGCCGUGCACACCCUCACCUGUGCCAUGAUGCUCCUCAACACCGACUUGCACGGGCAGAACAUUGGCCGGAGCAUGAGCUGUCAGGACUUCGUUGUGAAUCUGACAGGCCUCAAUGAGGGCAACGACUUCCCCAAAGAGCUGCUGAAGGCAUUGUACAGCUCCAUCCGCCAUGAGAAACUGGAAUGGGCUACGGAUGAGGAGGACGAGACGGUCGAUGCCAAGAUCCUCUUGAGCCCCACCAACAGCCAGAGGAAAACCAACCCUUUCCUGACCGUCUGCCAGGACCAGGGGGCAAAAGUGUACCAGCAGGGCCUCCUUGCCCGCAAGGUCCACGCGGAGGCCGAUGGCAAGAAGACUCCCUGGGGAAAGCGAAGCUGGAAGACUUUCCAUGCUGUGCUGAAGGGGACGGUGCUGUACUUCCUCAAGGAUGAGCAGCAGUCGGAGGUGUCUGGCUCGGAGGAGCUCAUUGGCAUACCUCAUGCCCUGGCAGAGACAGCCAGCAAAUACACCAAAAGGCCAAAUGUCUUCCGGCUCCAGACUGCAGACUGGCACAUCUUCCUCUUCCAAGCCCCAACUUCCGAAGAGAUGACUUCAUGGAUUUCUCGCAUCAACCUUGUGGCAGCCAUGUUCUCCGCCCCACCCUUCCCCGCAGCUGUGGGCUCCCAAAGGAGAUUCAUAAGGCCCAUUUUGCCAACCGCUCCCUGCAAGAAUUCCAUAGAAGACCAGCACCUGGCCCACGAAGCCUGCAUGGACAGGAUGUCCCACGAACUGCUGGAGCUCCAGCGGAAUCUGCCCGAGAAGCGGGGGAGGGGGAGGGAUCUGGAGGAGUACCAACUCAGGAAGGAGUACUUGCUCUACGAGAAACGCCGCUACGAGACGUACGUGAAGCUCCUGGAGGUGAAGCUUGGCUGCAGCACAGAAGACCUGGACCAAUGGGAGGCCCGGCUGGCAGCCGUGGCCGAGACCUGCCCCAGUUUGCAGAAGUCCCACUCCAGCCCUUCCCUCAACGUGGAUGGGCCUCCUGCGGGGGGGGCCAAGGUGAAGCGCAACAUCUCCGAACGCAGGACUGUCCGCAGAAUCAUUCCCAAGCGCAACAAGCACUUGCUAUGACCGGCUCGGCUCUCCUGGCCCCUCUGGGGAUGCAGGAGGAGGACUGGCGGGGGGCGGUUGGCUCAAGCCAGGACGGUCAGCAGUUGCCUCGGCUGGACGCCAGGUCAGGUCUCCAUCCGGGCGAGCUCAGCGCCAAGAUUCUGGCCCGGAGCCCCUUUCGGCCGCCUCCAGAUUCUCGCUCCGGAGAUGCUUUUGGGCAGUGCUCUUCAGCUCUGCUCCUCGACCCGACUUGCCUCCCCUUCAAAAUCUUCUCUGGCGCUACUCAGGGCAAACCGGAGGUCUGUGUGCAAUAAAAGGAAUAGGAGGGUGAGGAGCCUGGACUCUU
Notechis scutatus (mainland tiger snake) is the source of this 3769-nucleotide messenger RNA. Lineage: Eukaryota; Metazoa; Chordata; Lepidosauria; Squamata; Elapidae. The record is from RefSeq and is a predicted model, not a curated record.